CCCUCACUUUGCUGGUGGCCUACCAGACAAGCGAAUCAUGCUAUACGAGAUCAUAUUUCUUGUUGCAAUUGCAACGUCCGCUUUUGCCAUAAAGCAAGCUGAUGUUGAUUACAUCUCCACAAACUUAAACGUUAAGUAUGACGUCAUAAACAACCUCCUGAACGGAAAGAGUACGUUUGUCUCCAAAAUCACGCUUGAAAACACGGGCGGAAGUGACAUCAAGCCGGGAAGCUGGGAACUGUUUUUCUAUUCCCUACACUUAAUUCAACCCAACAGCUACCCGUACAAAGAUGGAUUCCUGUUUUCUGAUUGCAAAAUGAAAGUCUUUCACAUAAAUGGUAAUCUAUUCAAACUGAAACCAGAGAAUACAUUUAGACUUAAUACUGGUGGAAGUGUCGAGUGCAUUGUUGAGGCUAGCGACUGGCAAAGCAUCCGAUUCGAGAGCAUGCCCAACUGGUACGUAGCAGCCGAAGGUCUGAUCCCCAGAGACAUUAUUUCAACUCAAGGCGAGGCUCUGAACUUCGUGGGACCUUUCGACACGCCAGAGAAAUAUCUCAGGUUUCCGGGCGACAAAUUCGCGCCAUUUACACCGGAAGCUAGGUAUUCUUUGAACGAGGCCAUGACGAUUCCUGGAAUGGAGGAAAAGCGGAUUAUUCCCACGCCUGUCGAGAUGUCGUUACAAAGAGGGACAGCAAAUAUUGAUUCUACCUGGGUAGUGGUUGGGUCAACGAAAUUCUCCAAUGAAAUCAGUUUGUUAUCAAACCAUUUUGGUGUAGCUGUUCAAGAUACAAAACCAGGCCGAAAAUACAUUCAGAUUACGGAAGUAAACAAUCUCAACAUCCUUAACAACACCGAAACUCACGACGAAGCCUAUCGGAUUGAAAUCUCCAAAUUCUCUAUUGAUAUAUCCGUCAGAACUGCGACGGGCGCGUUCUACGCUUACCAAACUCUGCGAAGUUUAAGCAAUGGCGGAAAUGAACUUCCGGUCGGCACCAUCAAAGACCAGCCUCGAUUCCAGUACCGGGGAUCCAUGCUCGAUGUUGCAAGGAACUUUUUCCCCAAAGAAGAAGUUUACAAGCUUUUAGACGCAAUGGCCAUGUACAAGUUGAACAGGUUUGUGUUCUACUUGACGGAGGACGAAGGCUGGCGGCUGCAAAUUCCAGGACUCCCGGAACUUACCGACGUUGGAGCACAGCGAUGUCAUGAUUUAACCGAAAACGAAUGUAUUAUCCCCCAGCACGGAUCUGGGAGCGCUAAAGGUGGAUUGGGUUCCGGCUUUUACACUGUCAAUGAUUACAAAGACAUUCUUCGCUACGCAAACGACCGCCAUAUUGAAAUCAUUCCGGAAAUUGACAUGCCCGGAAACAUGGCUGCCGGGAUCAAAGCUAUGGAGGCACGAUUUCGAAAGUACAUGCAACAGGGAAAUAAAGUCGCUGCAGAAGAAUAUCUUUUGACAGACUUUGCGGAUACAACUCAAUAUUUGUCAACCCUUUCUACAGAUAAUUCGAUCAAUGUCUGUAUGGACUCCACGAUAGCGUUUAUACGCUAUGUUAUCAAGGCCAUCAAGAGAAUGCACGAAGGUAUACAGCCGCUCAAAGAGUAUCACUUUGGAGCUGAUGAGAAACGUGGUCUUUGGAAAACGGGCCCAGAAUGCCAGGCAUUCCUACAGAGGACUGGCAUCAAAGACGCUGACGAACUUAAGAAAUAUUUCCAUCACGUAAUGUCCAACUUAACAGACCAUGAAGGUUUGAACGUCGCUGGGUGGUCGUGGGGAGACGGGGUUACUCCAUACGACCGGACAGAUUUUCCUCAGAACAGAGAUAUUACGGUGUACAGCUGGGAGAACAUUUGGGAGGAAGGAAAUGGAGACAAAGCUUACAAGCUGGCUAACGCUGGCUACAAGGUUGUCUUAAGUCACGCUUCCCACCUCUAUAUGGAACAUCAGUACGAACCGGAUCCGGAAGAACGAGGCUCUUCCUGGGCGUCUCGCUACAUCGACAGCCGCCGGACGUUCGGAUACGCCCCCAAAAACAUCUACUAUAACGUGGACAAAGACGAGAAUGGAGAUCCGGUAACUCUGGAGAAGAUAUGUCCCAACGGAAACUGUCUACAGCUGGAGAGACCGGAGAAUAUCAUAGGGUUACUAGGGCCGGUCUGGACCGAGGAAACUCGAACGGCGGAGCAGGUGCAUGAAAUGCUAUUCCCUCGUCUCAUUUCACUAGCGGAAAGGGCGUGGCACAAAGCCACGUGGGAAGAAACAGACAAUACACAGGAGCGGAUUCAACAGACAAAUAUGGAGUGGACAUCUUUCGCGAAAUCGAUGGCAAUCAAAGAACUUGGUCGUUUGGAGAAGAUAGGAAUUCAGUACCGUAUACCCUUACCUGGGGCAAGAACAUCCAUGGGCAAAUUGGAGACUAACACAAUUUUCCCUGGCCUCGUUGUGGAGUAUAGUACGGACGAUAAACAAACAUGGCGGACGGCUACAACCGAUACAAGCAUUGUGGGAAGAAAUAACGUGUAUCUGAGAACAAGGUCCGUGGACGGCACUAGGUACAGUCGAGUAGCUCUUUUGAAGACAUAAUGGCUCGUGUGUAGGCCGAGCAAGAAGACAACUGGACUAUCUUUUUUUUUCUUUUAUAAAACUGAAGUAUAGCCAUAUAUUAAAGGUUUACUUUAUGCUUGACAAUAAUCUCCCUUAGAUUUUUGAAUAUGAUAAAUUCAGCUACAUGUAUAUAUAUGUAAUAUCAUUUUCACAUAAUUUCUAUUUAGAUAUAGAAAAAUGCCAUUAAAUUAGUGCUAGCUGUAUGUUUUGAGUAUGUGCCUAUAUGUAUCUGUAUUCAUAGCUAUUCUUCUUACGGAGAUUAAUUUAGUUUAUACACGAUUUAAAAAAUCCAACCUUUUUGGUAUAUUUGAAGCGUUACUUCAGAAUAGGAAUACAUAUAUUGAUAACGAAAUAAAUCCCAAGUGAUUUGCUCACAUUCUUAAGUAUAUAUUGAACUUGUGCAUGUAAGAUGCCGACUUAAAAGGUCAAUUGUGAAAUAGAACAUGAAAAAAUUCACACUUUGUUGUCAAAAAACUUGUCGAUCUAUGAUCCAUUCAUACAAACCUCACUUUCAAAUUCUAGAGCACUAUGCUUUAAGCACCUUAAAACAUCGAUAGUUUUUAUACUUUUAGACAGAAAUGGCAUAUUUUACAUUAGGUGAAUGACUUUAUUUUCCAUUUCUUAAAGUCGUUUUAGUAUUAAGUCGUUUUAUAGUAGAUUGUAGUGUUAAACUGCCAUCUUCCUGUGCAUACGAGUAUAUUUUAUUUUGUUUUCUGGUGUAUUUCUGAUUUGAAUCUUUAAUAUGUUGUGUAAACAUUUGAGUUUGAGAUGUAUGUGUAAGGAUCUUUUUUGGGGGGUUAAAUUGUAUAUCUUUGCUUGAUGCUUUGGUACUUGCUAAUUCAAUAAAAAAAUAAACAA
Magallana angulata is the source of this 3460-nucleotide messenger RNA. Its product is annotated as beta-hexosaminidase-like. The coding region runs from base 38 to 2581 and encodes 847 amino acids. NCBI's taxonomy places the organism in Eukaryota, Metazoa, Mollusca, Bivalvia, Ostreida, Ostreidae. The transcript is spliced from 10 exons. Gene Ontology annotation, molecular function: polysaccharide binding; beta-N-acetylhexosaminidase activity. The record is from RefSeq and is a predicted model, not a curated record. Gene Ontology annotation, cellular component: membrane. Gene Ontology annotation, biological process: ganglioside catabolic process; carbohydrate metabolic process; glycosaminoglycan metabolic process.